Molecule: messenger RNA, 2512 nt
Organism: Trichobilharzia regenti
Lineage: Eukaryota; Metazoa; Platyhelminthes; Trematoda; Strigeidida; Schistosomatidae
Source: the annotation of a GenBank genome assembly
GCUUUUUUUAAAAUUAAAAAACUAUUGUCACGUCCUUUCGCAGUCUAAAGCUUGCCCUAAAGAAGAAAAUAAUUCACUGACAUUGUUACACUAAAAAACAUCUUUUUAUCAAUAAUGAAGAUUGUAUAGAUAACAAAAAAAAUUAAAUUUGCGUGAAUAUUUGCAGGCGAUGAACAGUAUUUACAAAUAAAUUCAAUUAUUAUUUAACUAUGCAUUCGAACUUUCUGUUCAGUGAGAACUGUACACCACAUCUUGGAAAUGAUCAGCGAAAAAUUGACACAGAGGGAGGAAUUGGAAGUAGGCAAUACGUUUAUGAUAAAAACGACUUUAAUGCAAAUCAAAAUCAGAAUUCACAUAAUUCAACAAAUUAUACAUCUGAUGACAGUAGUCAAUCAACUUGUUUCACUGUAUCAAUAAUCUAUUCAGAUAAAUCAUCAUUAAGUGAUAGUAGUACAAAAGAGAAGAAGACGAAAAAGGGAUGGUUUGGAAAGAAGACAAAUAAGGAGCCAAAAAUUAAAAAUCAAAAUGACAAAAAGAAAAAGAAUCAGGACAAGGCAGUACGUCGUCUUCAAACUAUUCUACCAAACAAUUCAACGAUAACAGUAUGUAUGGACGAUGCUACACAAACUUCAUUAAGGGAGGAAUUUACCUAUGGAAACGUUAUUAGACCGACAAACUUAUCUUUUUCUCAAGACAAUAAGGUUUGUCCAUGUAGAGUAUAUAAAUACAUCGGAGAGUUUGAUAUUAACCCGUCUAAUAUACGUAGAACAGCUUCCCAACAAGAUAAGUUAUACUUAUAUGAUAUGUCAUCAUGUUCAUCAAAAACGGAGCGUAAUACAAGUUGUUCUAAAGAAUUUCCAAUCUAUCCACAUACAGAUAUCUGUCAACAUAAUAAUACUACAUUAUUAAAUUAUAAUCAUUUUAAUAAUCUGCCUACAACACAUAAUUAUUUACAACAACAAAAUACAAAUGAAUUAUCUUUGAGCGAAGAUGAAAAUUUAGUAAAAUUAUCAGCUAUUAAAGACAACGGCAUAAAUAAUGAAUAUAUAAGUAGCAAUGAUGACGAUGAAAGAAAUGAUUACUUACAAAAGCACUCAACAGUAGAGGAACCAGUGUGUACCUAUUCUAAUGAAGAAUCAAAAGAUACACAUUUUCAUACUUUACCAACCUUACUCUCAAACUCUAAUUUAUUUUUAUCUAAAUAUGAAAUGGGUCCUGUGAUUGGUAAAGGUGGUUUUGGUUAUGUAAGAUCUGGGCGUCGUUUAAAAGAUGGUAAACCGGUUGUAGUUAAAAUAUUACGUAAAAAUCGAAUAGAUAAUGAUAAUAUGAUAACAGUGCCAUCAUCACAGUUAAUUAUAGAAGAUAGUGAAUUAUCUCACAUAUUUGUUAAAAGGAAUACAGUGAAUCUAUUUAACAGUAAUGAAGAUCAUCACAUUAAUGAAGAUGGUAAUGAUGAUGACGAUAAUGAUAAAAAUGAUAUUACCACUAAUUUAUGUCAUAUACCUCAAGAAAUAUGGAUAUUAUGUCAACUUAAACAUCCAGCAAUUGUACGUCUAUUAGAUUGGGCAAAUGAAGAUAUUAAAGCGUAUCAUCUUGUUAUGGAAUCACAUGGUAUUGGUAUGGAUUUAUUCGAAUUUAUAGAAAGGCAACCAAAGCUUGAUGAACCACUGACUAGUUAUAUGUUUAGACAGCUCGUGUCAGCUGUAAACUAUCUUCAUCAAUUAAAUAUCGCUCAUCGUGAUAUAAAAGAUGAAAAUAUUAUAAUUGAUGAUUUAUUUCAUUUAAAAUUAAUUGAUUUUGGUUCUGCUAUACAAGUAUUACCUGGAGAGAUUAGAAUGGAUAUUUCAGGGACAAUAGAAUUUUGCAGUCCAGAAGUUCUUCUUGGUAAAGGAUAUAAUCCAAUGGGUGUUGAUAUUUGGGCGUUAGGCAUAACAUUGUAUACACUUGUUUUCGGUGAAAAUCCUUUUCUUGAUAAAAAUGAUAUACAAAUAGGAAAUUUACAGAUACCUUAUAAAUUCUUAUCAGAUUCCUUAUUACAUGUAUUCUUGUGCACAUUAGAACCAAAUCCAUUGUUAAGAAUAACAGCUAGCGAAUUAGAAUGCUUGUCAUGGGUAAAACAGUCUGUAAAUCCAGAAAAUUAUAAAUUUAAUGAAAUUAUUCAAAAUCAGUCCUUUUCUGGUAAUAUUACAUGUGACUAUCGUGCCAACAGUUCAGAUUAUUCCAUUUAAAAUUUAUCAAAAAACUGGCCACUGCAGAAUAAAUGAAAGUACCAUUACGAAGAUGGCAAUGAAGGCGACUAUCAUGACGAACCACAAAGACAAGAAUGAUGAUCAUAUGCUGCUACAAAUGACUAUCAUUGAUUUUAUUUUAAUUUAAAUAAUAAUUAAAUAAUUAUUGGCAUAAAUACACAUACAGACAAUAUGCAAAACAUAAUUCCUCAUAAUUUCUUUUAUGCAUAUUUUACCAAAUACAAAAACAGACAACAGAGUAAACUUUCUUUUUUUUAUUUCUA